GCUUUCACAAGUACCCCAAACCCCAAAGUUUCCGAAUAUCAAAAUUUAUCCACACACAGUUAUACCACCAAAAAAAGUCGACAAAAUGGGUAUCUGUGUAUACUACCCCAUCGGUCGUUGUGUAGCUGGAGACCAAUGUCACGACAAGCAUACAGGUCCUUACCAGCCAUACCCAUGCAAGCACUUCGUCUUCUAUGGCGAAUGCAAGUGGGGACUGGACUGUCGAUUCGGACACCCGGCUCGCAUUCAUGCAGAGAACCCUGAACCUACUCGUCCUGCUUGCAAGAACUUCCUUUCAAGACGUGGAUGUCAGUAUGGAUGGAAGUGUCACAGCCACCAUCCAGUUGCGACAGAAAAGGGAGCUUCUAGUGCCACGCUAGCGCUUCCUACAUCUCAAUUUACCAUGGCUACGCCGGGGAUUUUGAAGGCGGCAAGAACUGCCAAUGCCAAGUCGGCUAAGGCAAAGCCUGCCGAUACAACAGUUGCUCCUUUGAGGAACUUUCGCUCUGCUCGACUUUUUCUACAGAAAUCUCGAGUCGCCACCAUCACACCGACUGUUUCAAGCAUCAAAGAUGCUGUCAACGUGGAUUCUUCCUAUGAGGUCCCUGCUGGCAAGAUUCCUGCUCCGUUCAUGGGUCCAAGUUCUCUUGAGAUUACUUUACCACCCACAGAGUGUAUAUUUUUUUCAAACGAUACGAGUGAUACUGGUGCUAUCAGCACUGGCUCUUCUUACGACCAGCUAGAUGGCACAGUCACAACUCCAUCAAAAAGCUCUGGCUCUCCCCCUGGAUCUCCAUCCUUCCAGGUACUCACACCUGCUUCGACCAACAUUGGAAACGCAGAUGAUAUUGGCUAUAUGUCUUCAACCGACACCAUUCCAAUGAGCGAUGAUUCCGAGCUAGUCCGAUCUGCAACUCGAAGCCCAUCGCCCGUAGAUGACUCGCAUGACACUUCGAUAUCUACCGUCUCAGAUGAAUCAUCUACUUUAGCCAAGCUAAUUCAACUUGACUCAGAAUCAACUCUAGCUGAUAACGCUAACGUCGCUACAUUGUCCGAAGCUCUAGAAAAUGAACUAAUCACACCAUUGUCUAACGCACCAGCCUUUGCAAGUAAUCAACCAGCAUCUGGAGUUCAACUUGUUGAUCAAGGUCAUCAAGGCCACUUGCUUGAUCCUCCAGUUCAUGGAGCACCUGGCAAUAGCGGUAACAACAUUACGAUACCCAGCAUUCCUAUCGAAGCGUCGACUGCUUCAUCAUAUAUAGCACCAACAGAAUCUUUUGUUGACCCCGAACAAGCAUCUGUGGCUCAAUAUACCAACCGAGUCUCAUCGCCGAACAAAUCUGCCCAGACGAUCGUAGUUGCACCCGUGGAAGAAAAUCAAAUUUCUGUAAUGGAGCAUGUUCCUACUGAAUAUCAAUCAGCUAUGGAUAAGCUGUCCCGUGUAGUCGUAGACUGGUCGGUCGCAUCGGAAACCUCGAAUCUUGAGUUGUUGUCAGGACCUGGCAUGCACGACUGUCAGAUGAGCUACACUGAAAUCUUAUGUACAUGGCCCCAAGAAUGGGAUGUACCAGCCAUCGACAUGAUCAACACUCUGGUUCAUCUCGCAUCAACCUGGGGAGAGCUUGCCGUAUUCCAGCCCAUUCAUCGCAACAUGGGCUCCUGGCAUUCCCUCCAAAUCAGAUUUCGCCACCGCCACGAGGCUGCUGCUGCUGCCGCCGCAAUGAAUGGUCAUCUAAUUACCGCGGUUGGUGCAUACAUGAGUAUUCCGGUGACAGUUAGUCAUCAAAUCGAAGUGCAAUACUUGAUACCCCGAUACAUCGUCGAUUCACUCGGUCGCACGAAUCAAGGAAUUCUUCAUCAAAUAUACGGACAUAACUCUUGCCAGCUACAUUUGGAUGAUUCAUACCGUGUUGAUCAUUCUGGCAAGAAACUCAUGGAGGUGAAAAUCAUGGGUACAUGCGAGAAGCAAGUUGCGCGAUGCAAGGCGGUUCUCGAGGAUCUCCUUAGGGGCAGAGUGUUGACUCACGAGGAAGGUGACAAUAGACCUCUGUGGCACAAAUUCUUCAAGACAGAGGAGGGAGCAAAGUGGAUCCGAAAAACGUUGACCAAUGUCUUCGAUAUGAAAGCCCGGGUGUCAAAGAUUGCUAAUUUAGAUAUCCUCAUGGUUUAUGGAUCAAGUGAGUGGUCAAGAGCUCGAUUUGGAGAACUGGUUAAGAAGAAAAUUGCGGAGUUGGAGAAGGCUGCCAUAGUUACGGCUAUUGUUUCAGAAGAAUUAAGAUUGAUGAGACUAAGGAUUAAGGGUUAAAGGAUGGAGAGUUUAGGAAUGUCUUUGGGUAGCUUCCUUUGUCAUGAUUUAUUGAUAGAUUAUAUUCUUAUAUGAUGGUUCUAGUGAAUCUGUUUGACUAUUCUACCUUAAAGACUAUGAAAUACAUUGAAGUGCUGAGCAAUUUUCAAUUGGGUAAAUAUACCUAAGUAGAUUCAUCACA
Molecule: messenger RNA, 2486 nt
Organism: Botrytis cinerea B05.10
Lineage: Eukaryota; Fungi; Ascomycota; Leotiomycetes; Helotiales; Sclerotiniaceae
Exons: 2
Coding region: 86-2305 (739 amino acids)
Molecular function (GO): metal ion binding
Source: RefSeq, a predicted model, not a curated record